UUUUUCGCAUUGAUUUUUUUUUUGAUUAUCCACCAGUUUUUUUUCCGAAAAUUUAUCAAAAUUGACAAAACAUCGAAACAAAUGUCAUCGAAAAGAGGAAUGAUUAUUGUACUGGAAGGUUUGGAUCGUGUUGGUAAAACAACACAAGCACAAAAAUUGGUUCAAUCAUUACGAAAUCAAGGAAAAGAUACUGAAUUGAUUCGUUUUCCUGAUCGUUCUACAAUGACUGGAAAUCUAAUCAAUCAAUAUUUGUGUGGACAAACUAAACUGAAUGAUCAUGUUAUUCAUCUACUUUUCGCGGCAAAUCGAUGGGAAAAAUUUGAUCAAAUGUUAGAAAUGGUCAAAGCCGGUACCACAUUUGUCAUUGAUCGUUAUUCAUAUUCAGGUGUAGCAUAUACAUCGGCUAAAGGUUUAGAUUUUGAUUGGUGUUGUUCACCGGAAAAAGGACUGAUUAAACCUGAUUGUGUUUUAUUUUUGACCACCGAUAUCAAUGCUAUAAGUAAACGUGAAGAUUUUGGCCAAGAAAUUUAUGAUAGAAAAGAAUUUCAAAAAUCUGUUUAUGAAGCAUAUGAAAAACUUGUUGAUAAAAAUUAUUGGAAUAUCAUUGAUACGACCAAUAAAACUAUUGACGAUGUACAUGAUGAAAUUUUAAAAGUUGUCCACAAUCGUUUGGAAAAUAUUUCGAAAAAUAUAUCAUAUCUCUGGUAAUAAUCAUCGCAACUACAAAUUAUCCAUCCAAAUAAAAUGGUUUAUUUUUGAUUUUAAAAUUUGAAAAAUUAAAAUAAAAUUUACACUUUUUU
Molecule: messenger RNA, 800 nt
Organism: Dermatophagoides farinae (American house dust mite)
Lineage: Eukaryota; Metazoa; Arthropoda; Arachnida; Sarcoptiformes; Pyroglyphidae
Biological process (GO): dTDP biosynthetic process; dTTP biosynthetic process; dUDP biosynthetic process
Cellular component (GO): nucleus; cytoplasm; mitochondrion
Molecular function (GO): dTMP kinase activity; ATP binding; nucleoside diphosphate kinase activity
Source: RefSeq, a predicted model, not a curated record